AAUCCCCAAAAAACCAAUAAGUUUUUUAGCAUAUGAUUUAUCUCCCCACUUCUGAUAACCCCCCAAUGUCUGAUCCAUCUCCUCUGGCCUUCAACCUUAUAAGCUCUUUGAUCGAUACUCUGCCACUCGCAUGCUAAUCAAAGGUCCAUGGCAAGCCGGAUGAUUGCGAACUGUGACUUAGCUCCGCCGCGGAAUGUGUUUUCCGGCGCGGCGGCGUCACUGGAGGGUGGAAGAGGUUGGGAAAAUGAGGAGGUAGACAUCCUGCUCGAGGCUCUAAGGUUGUCCCAGACUCGGGCAAGAGUGGCAGAGAGGAGAUACCAACUCAUAUGCAAGGAAAGAGAUUCUCUCUCGAAUCUGCUCCUGGAAGAUUCUCUGCGGUUGCUUGCUUGCCAGAACUCGAUCAGGUUGCUUGAGCUUCAAGCUUCACAGAUGGAAGAUGAGCAGAACAAGUACAAGACUGCAGAUAAUAGUGUCUCUGCCUUAACAUGGUUCAUGGCAAAGGCUCUUUGUGUGGGAAUAGCUGGGGUCACCCUUGCAUUUGGUUCCAUUUUCUUCUUUUUGACUUAGACUUAUACUUGAGUUUCAGUUCAUUAUUAUAGGCCCAUAUAUUUAGAAAACCAACUAAGUUGAUCUUCAACUUUCUUGAUUAGCAGUUAAUUUGAUUAUCCAUCUUGUAUUAACCGCUCUAUUUAAGUUCUUAAAUUAUUAAUCUUUACCUUUAACUUUACAAUGAAAUCCUAAGAUUUGAUGUGAAA
Molecule: messenger RNA, 755 nt
Organism: Cuscuta epithymum
Lineage: Eukaryota; Viridiplantae; Streptophyta; Magnoliopsida; Solanales; Convolvulaceae
Source: the annotation of a GenBank genome assembly